Molecule: messenger RNA, 574 nt
Organism: Morone saxatilis (striped sea-bass)
Lineage: Eukaryota; Metazoa; Chordata; Actinopteri; Moronidae
Product: zinc finger protein 804A-like
Exons: 4
Coding region: 1-402 (133 amino acids)
Cellular component (GO): nucleus
Source: RefSeq, a predicted model, not a curated record
AUGGCGUGCAGCGCGUGUUACUACCUGGUUAUCAGCUCCACACACCUGAGCAAUGGACACUUUCGGCGCGUCAAGGGAGUCUUCAGAGGACCGCUGUGUCCAACCGCAACCAAGAGCAAUUUGGCAUAUUCUCGUGCAGAGAGGGCUUUGGGCUGCUCAGUGGAGGAUCUGAAGGCUCUUUUCUACUGCGAGCUGUGUCACAAGCAGUACCUCAGACAUCAGGAGUUUGACAACCACAUCAAUUCCUACGACCAUGCACACAAACAGAGGCUGAAGGAACUCAAGCACAGGGAGUUUGCCCGCAACGUGGCCUCAAAAUCAUGGAAGGACCAGCGCAAACAGGAGAAGGCUCUAAGACGCCUGCACCAGCUCGCACAGCUGCAACAGGAUACUCAGCGGUGAGUAGGAGGAGUUUUGUGUGUGUUUGUGGCAGUGUGUGUGUGUGUGUGUGUGUGUGUGUGUGUGUGUGCGUAAUGAGACCAGGGGCAGGGUUAGAGUGCAUCCAGUCAAUGUUUUUUAGAUGUGAUGGAUGCAUCCACAGAUGUGAGUGCAUUCAGUUGUCCUAGAUAGGCCA